Molecule: messenger RNA, 4627 nt
Organism: Mizuhopecten yessoensis (Yesso scallop)
Lineage: Eukaryota; Metazoa; Mollusca; Bivalvia; Pectinida; Pectinidae
Product: F-box only protein 9-like
Exons: 14
Coding region: 140-1396 (418 amino acids)
Biological process (GO): SCF-dependent proteasomal ubiquitin-dependent protein catabolic process
Cellular component (GO): SCF ubiquitin ligase complex
Molecular function (GO): protein binding
Source: RefSeq, a predicted model, not a curated record
CGAUAGGUUCCGAAUAAUAUUGUUGAUUUUCUGAGUAGGCAAAAUGGCAGCGGUGAAGAGAGCAAGGAUGUUUAAAAUUUGGGUUAUCUGCUAUUCUUUCCGAGAUCUAUUUGCCUGAGGAACUGAACAUACAGUCACAAUGGAUGGUGACCUGCUACAACUCCCUAUUGUUGACGAUGAUGCCGGCGUACCAGAGGAACCACCGGACAUCGAGAACCAACUGGACAACUUCCGUGAGAGCUGGCAGAAUGAGAUUUUAGAGCAAGCUAAGGAUAUGAAGCUGAAGGACAGUGACUCUAAUAUCAACCCUGAUAUUGAAGAACAUGCCAAGGUGCUGUUUCUACAGGGAAUGCAAGCUGAGCAGUGUGGAUCACUGUAUGAAGCCAUAUCCUUCUACAGACGGGCGAUGCAUCUGGUACCUGAUAUAGAAAUGAGGAUUGAUUACACCUGUCUUAUCCGGCCUCAACGAGUUCGACAAGAAAGUGAGAGCUCUGUUAACAGUGUUGACUUUGAAGAAAUUGAAGAUGACCUGGCUAGCCAUUUACAGAGGCUGAGAGUACAAGAGGAUGACAACACAAUCUGUGUUCCAGAGUACGAACAAAGGACAUCCCAUAUUUCCUGUCUGCCCAUCGAGGUCCUGAACCUUGUUUUCAAGUGGAUCAUAAGCAACGACCUUGACAUGAAAUCUUUGGAGAAUCUGUCAGAGGUCUGCCGUGGCUUUUACCUGUGUGCCCGAGAUGAAGAAAUAUGGCGACUUGUGUGUAUCAGAUUGUGGGGUAUGAACAGGGGAAGUUGUAAGAAGUUCGGAGGCUGGAGAAUGAUGUACAUUGAAAAACCACAUCUACUUUUCCAUGGUUGUUACAUCUGUAAGUGUACCUACACAAGACCUGGAGAGCAAAGUCUGGAUGGUUUUUACAGACCCUGGCACGUGGUGGAUUACUACAGAUAUGCAAGGUUCUUUCCAGAUGGUAACAUGCUGAUGCACACAAGUUCUGAUGAACCGAUGAUGAUGCUGGGCAAAUUAAAAUCUAAACAGGCAAGAGAACAGGGACUCCUGAAGGGGUACUACCGUCUCCUUGGUGACAGGGUAAGUGGAGUGCUGAAACGUGUAAAACCAACCACAGAUGCCACUGCUUAUAUCAAGCAUUCCAGGCACCGAGAGCAGAUGAGGAACAGGCACAGCAAUGAACAGACUUUCCACGUGGAGUUUGAGAUUACCAAUGCGGGAAAGCGCAAACACUCACGGCUGAACUGGCUCCAGUACUCAGUUCACAUCAAAUACAAACUCAAUGAUUCGGAGACCGUGUCCGACUUUGAGUUAAACGACAAGAGUUAUCCCUCAUUGUUGUUCUCCCGCGUUAAGAGCUACAGCUCAGGGCUUGAACCCCUGAGUUAGCCGACAGUUUACAUCCAGAUUGAGAGAGUGAUGCACUGUACAAAACCUUUGAUCCCUGCUGCUAGACAGCUGACAUCAAGAAUUCCUAGUGGACUGAUUUUCAUGAAAACAGCAUGAUACACUGAGGAAUAAUUAUCUGAAUGAGUUAUAUGAAGAAUCAGGAAACAUCUUGAUGAGCAAGUGAAAAAAUGCAGCAAAAAUCAUUAAAUGUUUUACAUAACAACUGAGAAAAUAUGUUUUCAGAGAAGGGUAUUGUAUGUGAACACAAUGCAGUGUUUUCAUUUAAAUAUAGUUACGUUCCAUAGGCUUAUUACACCUUACUGAAAACAAUUUGUCAUUCAUAUCAAAUGUGAUUGCCAUUGCCUGAUUGUGAUGUCUGUAUUAAUAUUUUGUGAUGAAAGUGUAGAAGACAACACAACAAUAUUAACGAGUUCUUAUUCAAAUGUGGUUCCUUCUAAUAUUCGGAAUGAGAUUCAUCAAUUUGGAAUGAUUAAUAAAUGCUUAGUUUGUUUUGAACACAAUAAGUACUUGAAACUUAAUUUGCGAGUUUUUGAAAACGUCCGUUUCCUUUUGUCAACUCUCUGGUUCCUACUAAUUAUAAUUUCUCGAUAUGCAAUCCUUUUUUGUAGACUGUUCAAAAAUGUCAAACAAAACACGCACACAAGCAUUCAACUUGUUUCAACAGGCACACAAGUAGGCAGUGUAAAUGUCAACAGGCACACGUAGGCAGUGUAAAUGUCAACAGGCACAUGUAGGCAGUGUAAAUCUCAACAGGCACACGUAGGCAGUGUAAAUGUCAACAGGCACACAAGUAGGCAGUGUAAAUGUCAACAGGCCCAAGAUUGAUUCUACAUGAAGUACUGGAGCACACUUCAUGAAAUUUGCCUUCAUCUAGUUGUCAUUUCUAUAAAAGUCUAUACAUACUAUCUGAAAUUAGUUCAAUACAUACAAGAUUACAUGAGGUUCUUUGCCCAGGCUGGGACAUACUAAAGUCCUUAGAAAUGAUAGUUUUUAUUCCCUGCUUGACGUUCAGCAUUAAGAGUUAUCGCAACUAUUACCUGUUGUCAGUAUAAUGUGACCGGAUGGAAUACUGUGCUUGGUGCCUUUAGCAGUGUAUUUCAGUGAGGUAGCACUUUAAAGUUGGCAUCAGAUCAGCACUACCGCAAGAACGCAAAUAUAUCCUGCAGCCAGCUCACAUAUUUACAAGCAUGCAUACACAACACAAAUGGAGGCAUGUCCUUGAAUGACUAAAGCUGUUGAUAGGAUGUCAAACAAAUAAACCCAAAACCAAACAACAUUACAAGUUUACAUAUACAGUAUAAACAAAUUUUGUAAUGAAUACUUAUACAUGUAUAUAAAGAUGUUGUUGAAAUUUUAAAUUUAGAAUUAGAGUGCUAUUUGACGACAUGUCGAUGAUUUUUGACAGCUGACUUUACUGAUUCGGUUUUUCGAAAGCUCGUAAAAUAACUUUUCAAUUCCUGUAUGUGGUCAAAACAAACUUAUUCAAAUUUAAAAUACCAAAACUUUGUUUAUUUUUACCUAAAUCGAAUAUCUGUUGACAUCACGAUGAUGAUAGGACAUCAAAAAUCAGGCACUGACAUCCCUAUUUGUUAGGCUAUGCAGCAAAAUUUGUGAACAUACGAGUAUGAAACUUAUAGUGAUAAAACAACGAUUUCUGAGAAAAACUCGAGCGUGAAUUACUCUUUUGUAUUUCAUUAAUAAGUUUACUUUGAUGGUGAUUCAUAUUUAAAUGAACACAAUUCAUUGCACAGAAAGUAUUUUAGAGUUUGUUAAAAUCUGGCUUUGGGUAAAAUCUAGAAUAGGUAGAUAAGUGUAGAAAUAAUUGUUUCAGCAUUAAUUGAAGUGCUUUGAUUAUUUUGCUUUACAUUUUGUUUUAACAACCUUAAGAGGGCAGUAAUCUGGUUGGUAGUAACUUAGGUUUACUAUAUUUGAUUGGUCUAUUCUGUAGGAGUAGUUUUAUAUAAUUUUAACUUAGAAUGUUUCAAGUAAUUGCUGUCUAAAUUGUUUGUUUUUGUAAAGUUUCAUGGACUUCUAGUAUGCAAGAAUCUUUCUUCCAAUAGAGGCAGCUUUUCCUCCUCCAAAUAAUAGGAACACGUGUGUUAAAAUUAAACCAGUUUUCUGAUUACACAGGGGUGUGGCACAUAUAUGUAUCCUGUAUGUGUGUUAAGACUGGGGUGAGGAUCUGUGGCAGCCCCCUUUGCUGUCCACCAAUUUUGUUCUAUUGAAUGAAGAGUGCACAAGUAAUUUAUAAUGCUUUCAAUUUUUAAACAAUUUCACACAAUGGACUGUUAUAAUCAAAAUGACGUUGCUUUUGCUUGUAACGAUUAUUUUUAGAAGGAUAGUUAAAUCAUAUUGCAAAAAGUAUUCACAGUUGAUUAAAAAUUAGUAUGAUGUUAUCAUGUCUAUGAAAUUGCAAAGAAAUCAUCUGGAAAAGGAAUUUAGCAGCUACUACAGAGUCUACUUAAUUACAAAAUAAAUGACAUUUGAUGGAACAUUACCUUAAGCUGAAAGGUGUACAAGCUGUGUAGUCCUCAUGGUAUAUAAUGUUAAAUUGAAAACGAAUUGCCCCAGAUAUUGCGUUUCAUCUCUGGGUAAUUUAUGGGAGAUUUUGUUUAUUAAGACGUAUACAACAUAUUUCUAUAAAUUUUAACAGUUUAUACCAACUCUGAUAAUACAUUGAAGGGCUGUAUUGCAGAAAUAUAAUUAUUGCUGCGUUUUUGGUGACAUUUGUUUUAAAGCUUGUAAUUUUGUUAUUUUUGUUGUCAUGUAGAAAGGUAUUUAAAUCUUAAUUAAAUUUUAUGCCGGUGAAAAAUAUCACCUGCAAUUUGUUAAUCACUUUAGUUUAAUUUUAUGCAUGUACCUGUUUUUCCUUCCAUCACUUUAGUUUAAUUUUAUGCAUGUACCUGUUUUUCCUUCCAUCACUUUAGUUUAAUUUUAUGCAUGUACCUGUUUUUCCUUCCAUCACUUUAGUUUAAUUUUAUGCAUGUACCUGUUUUUCCUUCCAUCACUUUAGUUUAAUUUUAUGCAUGUACCUGUUUUUCCUUCCAUCACUUUAGUUUAAUUUUAUGCAUGUACCUGUUUUUCCUUCCAUAUUUGUAUUGACUUUAUGGCACAUUUUCUUUGACUCUUCAUUUAAAUUGUUAGUUUCCUUCAUGUUUUAAUAUGUAGAAUGCGGUGUUGAUUUUGUUUUCAACUUUAAUAAUAAAAAAA